Molecule: messenger RNA, 2882 nt
Organism: Salmo salar (Atlantic salmon)
Lineage: Eukaryota; Metazoa; Chordata; Actinopteri; Salmoniformes; Salmonidae
Source: RefSeq, a predicted model, not a curated record
UAGUCUGCCAAUAGGGCGUCAUGGCAACUGUAUAGGCUACUGAUGCUGUAAGCUAUUCAAUUUCGCCUGGAAAAAUACACUUCACUUCCAGAUAUUCACGUUCAUGGUUGUUAUUUGUUCAGAUUUUAUUAUUGGAUUCGUGCUUUCUACAACGUGCAUUAUACACUCUAUCCGCUGGGUUUUGAAGGCACUUGUAUGUUGCCUUUUUCACCACUUGUCGUCACUGUUGACCGUUAGUGUGAGAAAUGUUCACCAAUCUUGGUCCCUCCCGGUUUCAGAGGGAGAGGAGAUAUUUUGUGGCUUUGUUACAAAGAGACACAGGACGUGAGAGAGACCAGUCGGAGAAUAGAUCAGUCUGUUUAUACCUUCUACUAAUGUACUCGGAUUUGACAAAUACCUUAUUCAAAACUUGAUUUUUUUUUAACAUAAUUCCAUCUCUUUGGAUCUAUGCUUGGCGCACGUUCGAUGAAAUGAUGUCUUUACCGAAUAGAAGGAGCUCUAUUGUGACGUAUUUAGUGCUUGUGCUGCUGGAGUGUUACUGGGAAGCGGUGUCCGGGCAGCUCUCCUACUCCGUCUCAGAGGAGGUAAACCCGGGGACUUCCGUGGGAAAUAUCGCUAAGGAUCUAAACCUCAAUGUCCUGGAGUUGGAGUCUCGUAUGUUUCAGAUUGUCACCGGAUCCAAGAGAAAGUAUUUCGCGGUAAAUCUAAAGACUGGUGUUCUCUAUGUGAAUGAGAGAAUAGAUAGAGAGGAGCUCUGUGUGAAGGUUCCGAAAUGUACUGUCAGUGUAGAGGCCGUUAUCAACAAUCCGUUGAAGCUUUACCGUCUAGAAAUUAACAUUUUAGAUACAAAUGAUAAUGCACCGACUUUCACUGCUAAAUCACAAAGUAUAGACAUUGCAGAGAACGCGUUGCCUGGGGUUAAAUCCCCCCUACUAUCGGCCUAUGAUAAUGAUGUGGGGAAGAACGGUAUAAAUACAUACAAGCUUAGUUCUAAUGAAUAUUUUUCUCUAGCUACACACAAAGGAGGAGAGAGUGUGUCUGCUGAGUUGGUGCUGCAGAAAGCUUUAGACCGAGAGAAACAGCCAGUUAUCCAACUCACACUGACCGCUGUAGAUGGAGGAAACCCACCGAAGUCUGGUACUUCAGACAUAAUAAUUAAUGUGCUGGAUAUUAAUGAUAACACCCCGGUGUUUACAAAAUCGUUGUAUAAGACUCGAAUUUUGGAAAAUGUGCCGAUUGGAACAACAUUAUUAAGUCUUAACGCGACAGACGCAGAUGAAGGAACGAACAGUGAGAUAAUAUAUUCUCUGAGCAAAAAAGAUCAGGACCAUAUUUUAAAUGUUUUCUACAUUGACCCAAAUACAGGGACAAUAACAGUUCAAGGUGAAAUAGAUUUCGAGGAACACCCUGCCUUUGAGAUACGGGCGCAGGCGAGUGACAAAGGCCAGCCCCCGAUGGCAGCGCAUUGUAAAGUGCUGGUAGAAGUGGUGGACCUCAACGACAAUGCCCCUGAGAUCACUGUGACGUCACUCUUAGACACAGUGAAGGAGGAUGCGAAGGAGGGCACUGCCAUUGCUCUCGUGUCUAUUCUCGAUAAAGAUGGAGGCAAAAACGGCGUGGUUCAUUGUAAGGUUAAGAAUGAGGUCCCUUUUAAGUUAGAAACGAACUAUAAAAAUUAUUAUUCUUUAGUGGUCGUUGGGCCUCUUGACAGAGAGAGUGAUUCUCAGUAUAAUGUCACCAUCACAGCUACGGAUGAAGGGACCCCGCCUCUCUCCAGCACCAGCGUUGUUACUGUAGAGGUUUCUGAUGUGAAUGACAACGCUCCUCGCUUCUCAGAACCCGUUAUUAAUGUUUAUGUUAAAGAGAACAGUCCGAUAGGCGAGAUAAUCAAAACAGUGUCUGCAGUUGAUGUUGACGUCAAUGAAAAUAGUCAUGUGACCUACUCAUUCUUAGAGAGUAACAGCAACUCAGUACCGCUGUCUACAAUGGUCAAUAUAAACUCCCUGACUGGAGAUAUAGUCAGCCUGCUGUCUUUUAACUAUGAGGAGAUACAAACUUUUCAUUUUAAAGUUAAGGCCUCAGACUCUGGUGUUCCUCCUCUCAGCAGCAACGUGACUGUGAACGUUUUUAUCCUGGAUGAGAAUGACAACAGACCUGGGAUUCUCGCGCCCUAUUCUGAUCACGGCUCCGUUAACUCUGAGAACAUUCCCUAUUCUGCUGAAGCGGGCUACUUUGUUGCUAAGAUCAGGGCUGUAGACUCCGACUCUGGCUACAAUGCGCUACUUUCUUAUCACAUCUCUGAGCCCAAGGGAACCAACCUCUUCCGAAUCGGAACCAGCACCGGGGAACUAAGGACUAAGAGGCGAAUGAGUGACAAUGACCUGAAAACUCACCCGUUGGUCGUGGUGGUUUCUGAUAACGGAGAACCCUCACUGUCAGCGACUGUGUCUAUUGAUGUAGUGGUGGUUGAAAGUACAGGUGAAAUCCAGACUCAAUACAGAAACGUACCGAGAAAGGAGGAGAGCUUCUCUGAUUUAAACCUGUAUUUGCUGAUCGCCAUUGCCUCGGUGUCAGUGAUAUUUUUACUGAGCCUCAUCAGUUUAAUCGCUGUAAAAUGCCACAGGACAGACGACAGUUUCAAAAGGUACAGCGCCCCAAUGAUCACCACACACCCUGACGGGAGCUGGUCUUACUCUAAAUCUACUCAGCAGUAUGACGUGUGUUUCAGCUCAGACACACUGAAGAGUGACGUAGUGGUUUUCCCCGCGCCGUAUCCACCUGCAGAUGCAGAACUGAUCAGUAUUAAUGGAAAUGACACGUUUAACAGGACUCAGACAUUACCCAACAAAGACAAGGUAAGAAAUUAAGUUUUCACCUGUACC